AUGACGGUUAUUGGAGAGACAAUUGCUAUCCUCACCAUGAAAUACUUAUUGCUGGUGCUGCUUACUUUCACCCUAUCCGGACCUGACUCGACCUUGCUUGGGUUCGCUCAGGAGUUUGAAAGCCGAGAUGACAUACUUGAAAAAGAGUUCCUGUAUGCCGGUCGACCCAAACGCUCUGUUGACCCUGCCAGCACGGCCCAAGUGGACAAAUGUUCCUACACCUUCAUUGUUCCUCAGCAGAAGACCACCGGGGCCAUUUGCGUGAACUCUAAAGAGCCAGAAGCCCUGCUGGAGAACCGUGUGAACAAACAGGAACUGGAACUCUUGAACGGAGAGCUUCACAAACAGCGGCAACAGAUCGAGUCGCUCCAACAGCUUGUGGAGGUGGAUGGUGGCAUGGUGAACGAAGUCAAGCUCCUUCGCAAGGAGUCGCGCAACAUGAACGCUCGAGUGACGCAACUCUACAUGCAACUGUUACAUGAGAUCAUCCGCAAGAGGGACAAUGCUCUUGAGGUCUCGCAGUUGGAGAACCGCGUACUAAACCACACAUCAGAGAUGCAGCAGCUAACUGCACGCUAUCGGGACUUGGAGCACAAGUACCAACACUUGGCAUCUCUUGCGAGCAACCAGAGUGCCCUUAUAGUGCAGCUAGAGGAGCACUGUCGAAGAGGUGGCUUUCUUGGUGGUGGUGCACGACCCUACCAGCCCCCUGCAAUCCCAGCGCAACCACCCCAGCCCCCCCAACAUCGCCAGCCACCUCUACCCCCCGUUCCUCAUGCCCCAGCCAGACCUUUCCACCCCCCAACCUACACCCGCCACCACAACCAAAUCACCAACGAAAUCCAGAGUGACCAGAAUGCCAAAGCGAUCCCACCGACUUUACCAACCAUGCCUUCUGGACCCUACAGUUUCUCAACAGAUAAGCCCUCAGGGCCGUUCAAAGACUGCUUGAAGGCUCUAGAGGAAGGGCAUACCAACAGCGGCAUGUAUUUAGUGAAGCCGGAAAAUACCAACAAACUGAUGCAGGUCUGGUGCGACCAGAGACACGACCCUGGCGGCUGGACUGUCAUCCAAAGACGCAUGGACGGAUCGGUCAACUUCUUCAGAAACUGGGAGACAUAUAAGCAAGGAUUUGGGAACAUCGAUGGUGAAUACUGGCUUGGUUUGGAGAACAUCUACUGGAUAACCAACCAAGACAACUAUAAGCUGCUGGUAACUCUUGAGGACUGGUCAGGCAGGAAGACGUUUGCGGAAUAUGCCAGUUUCCGAAUAGAACCCGAGGCGGACUUCUACAAACUGAGGGUGGGCCGUUACAAUGGCAACGCUGGAGAUUCGCUUACCUGGCACAAUGGAAAGCAGUUUACCACCCUGGACAGAGAUCAUGAUGCGUACACAGGAAAUUGUGCCCACUAUCAGAAGGGUGGUUGGUGGUACAAUGCCUGCGCCCACUCUAACCUAAACGGCGUAUGGUACCGUGGUGGUCAUUACCGCAGUCGCUACCAGGACGGAGUUUACUGGGCGGAAUUCCGUGGUGGCUCGUAUUCCUUGAAGAAGGUCACGAUGAUGAUCCGACCAAAUCCCAACACUUUCCAUUAGAACAUCAUGCGGAGAAAGAACUCAAGUCGAACAUGACACAACUCACAAACUGUUGUAAAAAAGUGCAAUUUUUCACUCUUAUGAUUGUUAAUGUUUUGUUUUCGUUAAUGGUUGAUUGUUUACUUUGUUUAUCAGUCUUUUGAAUUCAUAUUAUGCAGUCAUACGUAUCUAAAUCCAAAAAUAUGAAAGUGCAAUGACUUUUCAUUGGAGGAGACACAACCUGCCAUCGAAAGAAAGGUCCCCGUCGAGCAAUUUUAUUUAAUAGAAAAAAUCUUAAAUCUUCAGUCGGAAAAACCUGGCAAUGUGGGUUACACAAUAUGGUGACGUGCAAAAGAAGCGACAACUGUUUCUUCAGUCACACCAGGAUCUACGAUAGACGAUAAACAACAGUGUUGUGUGUGAAAUAUCAUUACAUAUUAUGAUGGUAAACAUCGAAAAUGGGAAUACACGGUAAAGUCCUGUAAAGAUAUGUGACCUAAGUAAUCUCAAAGGGAUAGUUCACCGAAAAGUGAGAUAUGCAAUGACGGAAUUAAAAACAAAUUUUCUUUUGGGGGGUGGGGUGGGGUGGGGUGAACUAUCCCUUUAAAGAGCUUUUACACAGACAGCAAUUUGCAGUGGUAAUGCAACCAGUAAUCCUUAUUUCUCAGUAAGAAAUAGCGACACAAUGUGGCGACAACCAAUGGAUAUUUUAAGCAUAAAAGUUCAAAAGAUUUGGUCAGAUUUCCAUCAUGUCAUUUUACUUCUCAAAUAAAUGUAUAUUGUUUAAAGGAUAUUUACAGGUAGAUAUGUUUUACUGUAAAACAAAUCAAACGGAAAAAGAAACUGAAUUUUGUAGUGUAGCCUCGUUGAAGAAAACACCUUUUUUUUUGUUUUGUUUACAUUAUUUCUUCUUAGAGCACAAUCCGAUAUUUAGCAAUAGAGUUCUUUGAAAAUCUAUACAUCCUCAUUUGAUCCAUUAUCACACUGACUUCACGUUCCAGUCAGGGCCCUGUAAAGUGAACUAUACAGGGUGGUUAGAUUCCAAAUAGUAUGGAGAUACUAUUCUGUAUAUGCUCAGCAAAAGUGCAUUGCAAACAACACAGGGAAGAAGUUUACAGUACAUCAGGAAUUGGAUAGGGAAGUUUACUCAUUCGUUAUUGCGUACAACCUCAGUACUACAUGUCUAUAAGCAAUUGUUUACAUUCUAGGGGAGUGAAUUGGUUGACUGAACACGCAUUUAAUCACAAAUGCAAAGCCUUUGCAACAUCACAAGUGGAAAACAUGUUUGUCUUGUUUUCUACUGUCUACAUGACUGUUUUAGUGCAACAGUUGUUUAACAUUACUAUUUUGUUAUUCAAUUUGUAACAGAGAAAUAAAGAGUGAGAGUGUUUUAAAAUGCAAAGCAUAGCUGUACUGUGUAAUUCCAGAAUCUUCCAAUAAAUUAUGUACAGAUACUGUGGUGCAGAGAUGGGCUCUUUUAUGAUUCACUGCACAAAGCAUGCAAUAACUCAUGAAUGUAAUCCGAAGGAAGUCAUGAACAUAAUAUUUUAUUAUAGCAGGCUUAUGUGUGUUAUUGUGCAUGCGGUUAAGAGUCUAAAGUAUUAAAAGAAUGUUCCGGUUUGAAUACAAGUUAAGAUCUAUGGACACCAGUUUAAAAAAACAAAACAAACAAACAUGCAAAUAAAUGUGUUUACAGUAAUGCACUUAAAUGAAAGGCAUUCAGGGGUGUUUAAAGGGAUAGUUCAUACUAAAAUGAAAAUUCUCUCAUCAUUUACUCACCCU
Molecule: messenger RNA, 3357 nt
Organism: Myxocyprinus asiaticus (Chinese sucker)
Lineage: Eukaryota; Metazoa; Chordata; Actinopteri; Cypriniformes; Catostomidae
Product: angiopoietin-related protein 2-like
Exons: 6
Coding region: 1-1596 (531 amino acids)
Source: RefSeq, a predicted model, not a curated record